UAGGACAGGUUCAGGACGGGUUUGGAACGGGUUUAGGAUAGGUUUAGGACGGGUUUAGGUUGGGUUUAGGACGAGUUUAGGAUGGGUUAGGAUGGGUUUACCUCCGGCUGCUCACGUGGCCCCUGCCCUCCGGCUGCUCCACGUGAGCUCCGGGGACACGUUUCACCCUGCGGAGGAAAUCCCGCCGGCAAGCUCAGCAGCUGCCGGGAUGGCUCACGGCUGCACGGUCCCUGCCAAGGGCAGAGGGCUCUGACCCCGCCGCCGGAGGGGCGCUGGGUGCUGCUCUGCCUCCCACCCACAAGCCUUGGGCAAGCGUUUGUGCCUCCCGUCCUGCCCAGCGCACGUUUAGGUUACACCCCCCAGUUCCUCCCCCAUCCCUGAGGUCCCAGCGGCCACCGGACGGGCAGGGCGGCAUUGUCAGGUGCUGCCGCCCCACAGCUUUGCUCCCAUGGGUGCUGGCGGUCUGGGCAGGACCCCCCCUACCCCUGCCCGAGCCCUGUGGGGGGAGCAGAGGGCUGAAACCCAGCCCACAGGGUCAUGAGGGCUGGGUGGCCCCACUGUCCCCAGCUCAAAUGCCACCAGGGGAACUGGGUUUCGCUGUCACCUGAUCCCCGUGGCUGCUGGAAUGUUCUGCGGGUGCUAUAUAAGGGGGCCAAGGAGCCGGCUCUCGGGGCGAUGGCUGCGCUGAGAGGGGUGUAAGGCAGGAGCCAGGACACGGUGCCGAGGUCCCUACGCCCCUCUGCCACGAUGGUGGGUCUGAAGCCCCCCGAGGUGCCCCCAACGGCCACCAUGAAGUUUGUCAGCGCGGGGAUGGCCGGCUGCAUCGCCGACCUCUGCACCUUCCCCCUGGACACCGCCAAAGUCCGGCUGCAGAUCCAGGGUGAGGUGCGGAUCCCCCGCAGCACCAGCACCGUGGAGUACCGGGGCGUUCUGGGGACGCUGAGCACCAUGGUGCGGACGGAGGGACCCCGCAGCCUCUACAGCGGGCUGGCGGCUGGGCUGCAGCGGCAGAUGAGCUUCGCCUCCAUCCGCAUCGGGCUGUACGACUCGGUGAAGCAGCUCUACACCCCUAAGGGUGCCGAGAGCACAGGGCUGGCAGCACGGGUGCUGGCGGGCUGCACCACGGGUGCGGUGGCGGUGACGUGCGCCCAGCCCACCGACGUGGUCAAGGUGCGGUUCCAGGCCAACGGGGCGCUGCCGGAUGGCGCCCGCCGGUACAGUGGCACCGUGGAUGCCUACCGCACCAUCGCCAGGGAGGAGGGCGUCCGCGGGCUCUGGAGAGGGACGCUGCCCAACAUCGCCCGCAACGCCAUCAUCAACUGCGGGGAGCUCGUCACCUACGACCUCAUUAAGGACGCGCUGCUGCGGGCACAGCUGAUGACAGACAACGUCCCCUGCCACUUCGUGGCUGCCUUCGGGGCUGGCUUCUGCGCCACGGUGGUGGCAUCGCCGGUGGAUGUGGUGAAGACGCGGUACAUGAACGCCGGCCCUGGGCAGUACCGGAACGCGCUGAGCUGCCUCCUCGCCCUGCUCAUGCAGGACGGCGUCGCCGGCUUCUACAAGGGGUUCGUCCCCUCCUUCCUGCGGCUCGGCUCCUGGAACGUGGUGAUGUUCAUCUCCUACGAGCAGCUGCAGCGCGCCGCGGUGCUGGUCCGGCCGGCCCAAUCCUGACCCCCGCCCCAGCCCCUCUCGCCAGCGUUGGCGGGACACAGGAGUAAAUUAUAUUAAUUGCUGAAGCCCGGGGGGAGCCAGGAUGCCGCACGCCCCUGGCCCGGUGGGGACCCCCGAGAGAUGGAAGGAGGAACGAGGGUACGUGCAGAGAAACGUGGGAGAAGGGAAGUUUCCAGCGAGCAGUCUAGGGAGGAAGAAAAAAAAUGUUUGUAGGUUUUCUAGCUGGGAAGAGCAUCGCGUCCCGGCGGUGGCAGAGACAAGGCGCGUGGUGCGGGCAGACGGGACGGAGCUGAGGGCAGGGGGAUGCGGCGAUUCCUGUUAUUCCUGGCGCUUCUAAUAAACCGCCCCUAUGGGGUCUGACCGCGGC
Messenger RNA from Falco peregrinus (peregrine falcon), 2038 nucleotides. RefSeq names its product mitochondrial uncoupling protein 3. NCBI's taxonomy places the organism in Eukaryota, Metazoa, Chordata, Aves, Falconiformes, Falconidae. Gene Ontology annotation, molecular function: oxidative phosphorylation uncoupler activity. The record is from RefSeq and is a predicted model, not a curated record. The transcript has 7 exons. Gene Ontology annotation, biological process: mitochondrial transport; mitochondrial transmembrane transport; adaptive thermogenesis. Bases 748 to 1671 code for a protein of 307 amino acids. Gene Ontology annotation, cellular component: mitochondrial membrane.